AUGGUCGAGGCAACCAUCGAUAUCAGCGCCGGGGGCGUCACGCAGUCCAUCACUGCGUUCGACGCUAUCUGUAUGAUAGCCGGUCUUACCUGUAUUGGAUACACUGCAGCUCUUGUACACCGUGGACGGGGACGGCCACGAACUCUCCCACUCGAGACUACCCUAUCCUGUUUGGUUGCGUGGAUACUAUAUCUGGCAUUCGACAUCAUCGUCUUCGUAGCCAUAUCCACAAACCAAAACCCCUCCUCGGUGAUUAACAUCAGCGACCAAAACGCCAUGGUCUCCGGCUUCCAAUGGCUCGCAACAUGCCUCACCUUUCACGUCUUCUACGCCCUUAUCCACCUGAUACUGGGGGAAACGCAGACCGCCCGACCGAGUACGCCCUGGCGCAAGACACGUAUCUUCCACUGGGUCUGUCUCGGGGUCGUCGUGCUUACAGCAUGCUUGAGCUUCGUCAUGCUGUGCGUCCUAUUGAACGCCCGGAGUAUUAGAGAGGAUACCCGCAACGUUCGUGCUUACGGCACUAUCCAGGCGACAGCCGCGAUCGUUGCGUGGAUUGCUUCAGUUGAGAAUAUGGCGUGGUCGCUAUUUGUGGCGAUUAAGCAUCCGAGAUGUGUGGGAGGGCAUGUCCACCCGACGUUACUGCUCAUCACAGCCACUACAUUCUGGAGCAUCUCGAACUGUCUAAUCGCGGUCGAAAUCUCCCUCGUCUGUCUAGCCACCAACUUCGAUGUCCUGCUCGGCACAAUCUUCAACGUAUCGCUAAUUGUGGGAGGAUCGAUGCGGGUCGCCGGGGCGCUGAGCAGAAUCAUGUACUGGGCUGCCAUUGUGAUAUUCUGCUUCCGAUGGGCCAGCAUCCAGAAAGAAGGCGGACUGGGGAGUGAGAACGAUGAGGCUUUGGACAGCCUUAAUAAGAAGGAAGAAGAAGUCACAGAGACGGAGUUCCAGACGGUCUGGUAUGAAGCGGAUUCCAAGGCAUUUGUUGCGGAGUUGCCUGGUGAUUAUAAUCAGGUCUGUGAGGCUCAGAGCCAUCAGAUUGCUGAGAUGGGCUCGUCGGAGAAAUAUGAGUUGGCGGACUUUGAGUCGCUGGAUUUGAAGGAUAAAAAAGGACCUUUGGCAGAUACCGCUAAGAUAUAUAAUAACAUUCUGGGCUAUGAAGAUAGAUAUAGCCCGUGA
Molecule: messenger RNA, 1176 nt
Organism: Aspergillus versicolor CBS 583.65
Lineage: Eukaryota; Fungi; Ascomycota; Eurotiomycetes; Eurotiales; Aspergillaceae
Exons: 3
Coding region: 1-1176 (391 amino acids)
Source: RefSeq, a predicted model, not a curated record